AUGGAUGUGCACACAGAACGAGACGACACAGGCUACAUAGACCCCUUAUUUCCCAAUCCCAACGGCCCAAACGACACCCCGAUCAUAAUCUACGGCUAUACCCCCUCCAUCGCCCUCGCCGCUCUAGCCGCAAUCUGGUUCUUCAUCCACUUAGUCCUGCACACCACCCAAACCCUCCGUCUGCGCAACUGCUGGUGGUGGCUCACUUUCUCUGUUGGCUUAGUUUUUGAGGUCAUCGGGUACAUUGCGCGCUCCCUAUCCGCCAAGAAUGACCCUUACAACCUGACUUACUUUGUGCUCAAUUACUUCUUCAUCGUGACGGCGCCUGUAUUUUUGGCGGCGGGGAUAUAUACAAUUUUGUCUAUCUUGAUACGGGAUACGGCGGGUGGGAAUCGGUUCGCGGUUGUUUCGCCACGAGUCAUAUUGUGGUUUUUUAUCACGUCUGAUGUAGUGUCGACAGGCAUACAAAUCUCCGGCGCUGUGUAUGUCGGAGUUCGUGAAUCGAACAUGCAAGAUCCGACUGUUGCGAAUAAUAUCUUGCUUGGCGGUCUCGCUUACCAGGUUUUUGCAAUGAGUAUAUUCAUCAUUCUGUCCUCGACAUUCGUCGUUCGAGCUCGACAUGCCCUCAAAGCAGAAGGCCGAACCACGUUCGUGGCCGUCUUCGUUCUCUCAACCCUCAUGGUGUAUCUGAGGACUGUGUUUCGUCUCGCAGAGACAGCGGAGGGGUUGUUCGGGAAAUUGGCGACCCAUGAGGUGUUUUUUGGGUGUUUGGAGUUUGCGCCGAUUGCAUUGGUGGCGCUGUUACUGGGGGUUUGGCAUCCGGGACGCUGUUUUGGGUUGAGGCGCGAAAGGGGGAGAGACAAGGCGAGUGCUUGA
This is a messenger RNA of Talaromyces amestolkiae, 876 nucleotides long. RefSeq lists its product as uncharacterized. The coding region runs from base 1 to 876 and encodes 291 amino acids. The transcript has a single exon. Lineage: Eukaryota; Fungi; Ascomycota; Eurotiomycetes; Eurotiales; Trichocomaceae. Gene Ontology annotation, cellular component: membrane. The record is from RefSeq and is a predicted model, not a curated record.